AUGGGAAAAAGGCAAAUUCGAGAGAUAUUAUUGUACGAGUAUAAACUGGGACGUUAUAAUUUUCUCAAACCUGGCGAAGCUGUUACAGCAGUGAAAUACUGUCACGAAAUCGACAAAAUGUAUAAAAAAUUGAAAGAUUUAUGUCCAGUACUGGUCAAUCUAAAGGGACCACAUGUCUCACAAAUAACUGUUCAAAAACUCAAUCAGCUAGGAUACGAAACCUUGCCUCAUCCACCGUAUUCGCCGGACCUUUCUCCGACGUAUUAUCAUCUUUUCAAUCAUCUGGAAAACUUUCUGCGCGAGAAGAACUUCAAAACUCAAGCAGCAGCAGAAAACGCAUUUGAAGAGUUCAUCUACUCUAGAACACCAGAAUUCUAUAAUACUGGAAUAAAGAAACUUGUAUUACUUCGGCAGAAAUGCAUAGAAUCGAAUGGUUCCUAUUUUGAUUCAAUAACUUCAUUUUAA
Messenger RNA from Habropoda laboriosa, 465 nucleotides. RefSeq names its product histone-lysine N-methyltransferase SETMAR-like. Lineage: Eukaryota; Metazoa; Arthropoda; Insecta; Hymenoptera; Apidae. The transcript has a single exon. The record is from RefSeq and is a predicted model, not a curated record. Bases 1 to 465 code for a protein of 154 amino acids. Gene Ontology annotation, molecular function: nucleic acid binding.